This is a messenger RNA of Haemonchus placei, 546 nucleotides long. NCBI's taxonomy places the organism in Eukaryota, Metazoa, Nematoda, Chromadorea, Rhabditida, Trichostrongylidae. The record is from the annotation of a GenBank genome assembly.
AUGAUUGGCAAAGUUGUUCUUUCCACCGUCUUUGUGUUUGUGGCCGUUUACUACAACAUAUCCUGUCAUGAUAAUGGCGACUGUCCUCAAGGAACUACUUGUAUGGGUACUCAAUGUAUUGCAUCGAAUUCUUGCCCUUUCCCGACGAUCCCUAAAGUCAAGAAAGGAUGCCAAAUGGAGACAUCUCUCUACCUACCAUCACAGUGUCCGAAAUUAAUAGAAAACUGCGAACCAUGUCCGAAGAACUCCGCAUUUCAAGGAUGUAGCAAUUUAUGCGGACAGAAGACGUGUAGUAACCUCAUUGCUAUGUCUCGUUGCUUCUCCCUUCUUUGUGGACCUUCCAGAUGCCAGUGCAAUUACGGUUACGUUCAACUUACCGACAACAUACAGGAUGGUUGCGUUAAGCCAAAGGAUUGCCCAAAACACAUCAUCAGUUUGGCUGUGCCAGAAGGCAAAUAUCUGGGUAAGCGAAGCAGUCGGAAUGUAUCAAGUUGUAUGCAUAUGAAAUAUGCAAUGCACGCCUCGGAAAUCAUCAUGACGAACUAA